AUACAUACACACUUAUAUACAAUCCCAUGGGAUGCUGCCAUGGUGUAAUAGUUACAUUUCUAGAAUUGCAGUUUAUAGAUUUCCAGUGCGAUCGCCUGGCAUGGAAGCUGAAAUAAUGGCUAGGUUUCUUCAAUUAUCCCACAUAUGCUCAGCAGUAUAAACGGAGACACCGCAGUUAGAUGAUUGGCAGUUCAGAUGUGAUGGGGUAAAAUGUGGGUACUCCCGCCGUGUCCAAGACGUCUGGCCAUCAUGGACGAGUAGGCCAAAUAUCAUCUCGAGGGGCAAUCUAGAGCAUUCUUUAGUGGAGGACCUUCCACCAGCAGUGGUAUGAGCAAGCAAUAUCAGAGCCACAUCUUUAACAUUUCACUAUUAAAGUACAUAUGCACAUAUAUAGAAUCUCAUACAGUUUAUAUACAGUACAAAUAUAGUACAUUCAAUAUAUUGUAUAUGUAUAUAUGUUCCAAAUGUCUCUGUUUCUAAAAGUAAAUCCAAAAAAUCAAGCCUAGCUACAAUAUUUCGGACAAUCCAGGGAAAAUUAAACAUUGUUUUGGAUUGCUCAGAAAACAUGACAUCGCCCAUUGUGACGUCACUCACGACGACACGUAUCACGUGGCAUCGGGUUUCGUCACUCUUGUUCACAUGAAUAUAUUGUACAUUCUUACGAAUUGUAAAUAAUCCGAAAAUCAAAAAAUAUUCAAAUCCAAAAUGUUUAAAUGUGAAACGUAUCCUUAUAAUACGACUUACACACAUAGACUCUGUGGAGCUGCAUGACGGACAGCGGGGAGCAAGUGCAGGAAAUACAUUGCUGUACUCUGUCUGGAGUCUUCGCUUCCCAUAUUCAACCCGUACUGACCAGUGUGGGAUGACUAGAAUUAAAUAGCCCUCAUGACCCACGAGGUGUGGGGAGGCCCUCAGCCAGAAGUGGAUUGAUAAAAGGGCUGUAAACACCCCUGGAAAUCAAUACAUAGAGAUGUUACACCACUGAUAUCAACGAAAAUGAUAAUUAAACAUCAGCAAAUACAUUUUACUUUGGAAAAUGCUCGACGUUGGAACCCAUAAUUUAGUCUGACUUUGUUUAAAGGGAGGGUAAGACAUUCAAAGGUGGCAUGACCUUUAGGCAAAUUAUAUUUCUCAUCCAAGUGUACUAUGCCCAUUAGUGUGUUUAUGUUCGUGCGUGUCUAUGUGUGCAGUGGCGAAAUAUGCAACAACACCAUCGGAGGAUCCCUGGUCAUGUGUCCCCAGUGUGACCAAAAAUGCACCUUUUGGAGGCUAAAUGAUACCUGCGAGACUGCGAAGACUUCACACAUGUAUGAAAAUCCGGUCACCAUAUUCUUCGCAGUUUUCAUGGGACUUUGGGCCACGGUGUUCCUGGAAUUUUGGAAGCGUCGCCAGGCAUCGCUCGCAUACCGCUGGGACCUGACGGCAGCGGCGGAGGAGGGAGACCCCAUCCGGCCCGAGUACCUGGCUCGCUGCACGACCACGAAAUGUAACAUCAUCACCAUGGUAAUGCUUUCUGCUGUCACCACGGCGACUACCUCAUUGCACACACACACCUCUGUUUUGUAUUGUUGCAUGUGUAACUGUUCACUGUUUUCCUAGUUUUUCUUUUAACAUAUUUGUUGGCCUUUGGUCAAUUGUGUUUUCCUUCCAAUAUUAUCCCGAUUGUCCUAUCGGC
Molecule: messenger RNA, 1675 nt
Organism: Petromyzon marinus (sea lamprey)
Lineage: Eukaryota; Metazoa; Chordata; Hyperoartia; Petromyzontiformes; Petromyzontidae
Source: RefSeq, a predicted model, not a curated record